CGUUUCCUGGACGGAGUUCCUGAGGGAGGGCCCGCACGGAGAGGGGAAGAGAAGCAGCCAUGGGAAAGUUCUCCCCACUUUUUCCGAUUACAGCGGGUCUUUAUAAAGAAGGCAGCACACAUUUCAAGCGGCGUAACAUCAGUAAUACACAGCAGAGGGACUCGGAACCGGUGAGGAGACAUAAGCCGCUUUAAGAGAGAGAAAGGAGCAGAGGAUGUCCAGAGCUGACUGGUCCUUCCUGGAACACCUGCUGGAGGAGGGCCAAGAGUACUCAACUGCUAUUGGCCGGAUCUGGCUGACCAUACUCUUCCUCUUUCGCAUUCUGGUACUGGGAACAGCUGCUGAAUCGGCGUGGGAUGACGAGCAAGCCGACUUCGUCUGCAACACGAAGCAGCCCGGUUGCACUUCCGUGUGCUACGACAAAGCCUUCCCCAUAUCCCACUUCCGCUACUUUGUCCUCCAGGUCAUCUUUGUCUCGACUCCUUCCAUCUUCUAUUAUGGAUACGUGGCCAUCAGAGGUGGGAAGGACCCAAAAGCCAAAGAGGAAAAAGGUGAAAGUGGGAGUAAACAAUGUGAAACUGUGAAAGAAAGAGAGCACACCAGCCUGACCAAAGGAAUUGCAGAGCAGAAAGAGAAAGAAAACUGUCGUGGGAAAGGGAUAUCGCCUAAAAAGGCAUCUACUGAAGCUCCGAAACUGAAAGGGAGGCUUUUGAGGGCAUAUGCAUUCAGCAUCCUCCUAAAGGUCUUCUUGGAGGCGGGAUUUAUCGCUGGACUUUGGUUCCUUUAUGACGGCUUCUUCAUUGCAGCCAAGUUUGAAUGCACGAGAUUCCCGUGUCCUCAUACGGUGGACUGCUUUGUCUCUCGGCCAACGGAAAAGACCAUCUUCACCAUCUAUGCUCAGGUGAUAGCAGGCAUCUCCCUUUUGCUCAACCUGUUUGAACUCAUCCAUCUAUUGAUGCUAGCCUUUUCCUAUCGCCUAGAGAAGUGGGAUGAGGAUUGUCUACCUCUAAGAGAGCAGGUACAAGUAACUCCAGCACUACAAAUGGAGACGGCCCAGGUUUAUAACACCAGCAGGGACAUCAGCAUCCCCACACAGGGUAGGGAGGCAAAAUUACCAGGCAACCCCUGUGAAAGCUACGCUGAAACAGUAAUAGAAGUGAACUGGGAUGCAGGAGAGACCGGGGAUAACUUGCUUCCUAGCUACAUAAACUGCAUGAAAUCCACUGGAAAAGCAAGUUCCAAACGAUGCAGUCAUUCAAAACAUUCAGAUCUAAAAGUGACGGAUACGAAAGGUGCCCAUAAGGGACAUGCAAAAAACCAGAAACAAUAUGUUUGAUGGUAGCUCGGUGUACUUUUUUUCCUUUGGUUUUUGACGUUUCUGCACAUGACACUUAACAAACAGGAGUGCACAGUUUGAAGGAAAGCAGUAUAACAACCACUGCACUGUGAACUCCAUGCCUCAGAGGCACAAACAUUUGCAGUUUUUUUUUUUUUUUUUUUGAUAAACACAUCUAUUGAAAAUGAAGCAUUUUGAGAACACUCUGCCAAAGGCGAAAUAAAAAUGUGACUCCAUAAUGAGAUUUAAGUCAUAAGAUGCCUUCCUGCUAGGUUUAAUAGCAAAGUGGUGUGGAAAAAACAAGCUGAGGGGUCUGGCAAAGGGAGCUACUAAGUGUUUAUGCAAGGAAAUUUAGAUUUAAACGUACUCUUCUGAGAUUUGCACUGAAACCCCAAGAGUCUUCUGGAACUUUGCUCUCUCCUAAUGGAUUUGUGCUCUCUGUGGAAUGCACUGGUCUCUGGACCCCGCUCGGCUCCCAGAAGGAUAAUUGCGGCGUGGAUGAAGGCACGCAUGCAUGCACGCACACAAUAUGCUCGUCUCCUUUCGCCCAGUGAGUUCCGGUCAAUCAAAAGUUGGAGAUGUGGCCUUGGAAGGCGAGGUGGGGGGGUGUGGGGAGUGGGAAGAGAAGCCAAAAGAUUGGGAUUUGUGGGAUGGAGCAACAGUAACGGUGACCACAGCAUCUUAGCUAUGAAGGGACUAGAGGAAGUGACCACGCUGCUUGCGAUAGCAUUAAUGUGAACCUACAGCCGGAAACUUCAAUAAGCAAUAGCUCCAGAGCCAUCCAAAAAUACACCUCUUUGCAAUUUGUUGUUUAACAACCACAAACGUCAAUGUUGGGAUCUUAUUGAUUUGACCAACAUGAAAAAAAAAAAAAAAAAAAAAAAAGUUGCACUUUUGAUUACACUGAAUGCAGCAACCCCAUAGGUGGUGGUAAUGUCAUGCUUGUGGAGAUCUUUUUCAAUGUCUUACAGGGUUUCCUCCAGGAUUUCAAUGUGGUUAGCACCAUCUAUUUGUCAGAAAAACACUCCCACAGCAUAAGGCUACCGACACCAUGUUUCAAAAUGUGGUGGUGUGUUCAUGGUAAUAAAGACUACAUAUCCUUUUUGUUAACGUCACAUUUAUGCAUUUUUAUAUGUAGGCCUGUCUCAUUUAAUCCCAAUGAAAUACAGUGAAGUUUGAGGUUGCAGAGCAAUACAAUGCCAAAAAGGUUUUUUGCUUUUGUUCUAUGGACCUCAAAUCCAGUAAUUGCCCAUUGAAUGGACAAAAAGCGGUACAGAAAUGUACAAAUUCAAUGAAAGGGAGGGGUUGAAUCUUUGGACAAAUGUAUUUAAAUGUAAUUUUUAUGGUGUUGUAAAGCAAUCCUGAUCAUAUUUAUUAUUGUUUGAUACAAAAAAAACAAGAAUUAUUCCUCAUUUUUGAUGUCAGUUCAUAAUGAAGUCUAACGGACACAAUUUUGUACCAUUUAUUUUCUUCUGAAGUUCAAGUUGAUCUCUUGUGUUUAUGUCCCUCCCCAUCACAUUUUACACAAGAUUUUUUUAUUUGCCGUUGUUUCUUUGUCCAACAAUACACUUUAUGCUAUCCAAGCAUUGUUGCAACACAGAGAAAAUGAAUCCCUCAUGCCAGCAGGAUAAAUAAUAGAAACAAAGAUAUGAAAGAGUAUUUCACGAUAUCAUCAGUGCAGCUUGCCAAGGAAACCAGUGGAGGGAAAUAACUUUGAUUUAAUGUCUGUUUUCUAAUCAGGGGGUUAUGGCUUCGCAGUGAAAAAGAGAGCAUCACUCAUUCCGGCACCAUAAGCUUGCACAAGCCGUAGAGGCACUAUGUGCUCUAUUUAAUUUCCCCUGGAGAAGCUGGGCUGUUAAUGCUUUUUUCCUUUACUUUCUCAUGUAGAGCAACUGAUAAAACCCAGAAGUCAGCGCCUUCAACAAAAGUUCUUGCUUGUGUUCUGAUCCAUUAAGGUGAUAUUUCUUUUCAGCAAUACAUGGCACCUCCAUUACCAGUCGGAGUGAUGAUAAGCAAUUUUUAUGGCAGGGAAAGGGGUCAAUAGAAAAAUUUAAGGGAACCUGGUUUUUGGAACAUCUUCAACUUUAGGAGCGGUCAAAGAAAAAACUGGAACAAACAGUGAAAUUAUUUAUUUCGCUGUGGGUUACCAUGAUUUUCUCUUCCAAUAACGAUAGGAAUGAGACGCCUCAACCUUCAGAGGAAUGUGUUUUUUUUUAUCACACGCCCUUGUUGGGGACAAAUUUGCACGUACCGCUGAGGAAGCAACGGCUACCGAGUUCGAACUCUUCUGGCAUUUGCAAGCGGUUCUGUUAUCUCCACUUUCCAUUGUGGGCGCAUGCGUCGGCCUCUGUGUUUUCAGCGAAAAGCCAUAGGGGUCAAGGAACACAUUGCGGAGGGCAACCUGCCGGUGCCAGGCAAAGCCAGCAACAAAUCUGCAGACAAGCGUUUUGCAUCUUCUGCACUUGUAGAUUACAAACCAGAAUGGGUGCCUUCUAUUCUUUUUCGCAGACUAAACAUUCCUCUACCGUUCAGUAACUUUCAGGUUGACGGAAGUGACUCUUGAUCAUCUGCUACUCCCACUGACGAGUCUAAGAGACUUCAAAACCUACGAGUGUCUAGAAAGGGUUUGGUUCCUCCUUCAGAACAAUGGGGCAUUAAUAAAGCUUCACAGCCAUCACUGGUUUGAUUAUCUACUUUGUCUAGACUGUUUCCCUUCAUCAAUGCAACCGUUCAGGGCAAAAAUGUGUAAGGAGUGACUUAGAAAAAGCUAAUAAAACAGAGACUUUUGCUUGUGAAAGCUGUAAAAAAUUUACAAACUAAAGUCAACUUUUUCAUAAAGUUAUUCCUAGGGAACAUCUGAGUUCAGAUGCCACUGUGACUCUACUUCCUGACAUUGUUGGAGUCACAGUGGAUCCAUUUCCUCAAUUUAUCCAACGAAAAUAAACAAAGCCCAUCAGGCCCUUUUCUUUCAAAAACCAUAUUAGUUCUUGUGAAGUGAAAGGAACAGCAUACCUGCUUUCAUUUCUGAAACACAAAAAGCUGUAGAUCCACCUUUUCACAUCCACCAAUCAGAACUUUAACUUUCUUUGCAGUAUGUCUCUACCAGGCAAAAUUUCUGCUUGUUCUUUUUGCAAAACGGUUAAAGAUCAAACAGGUUUGAUGGGAAGAGUCUGUUAACAUCAAUUUGAAAGUUACGGGAUAAUAAACCCCACCAUUGUAACGUUGGCUGUGUUUUUAGCUAUAAAAAAUGGUAACAGAUCUUAAAGCGUUUUAAUUCCCAGGUGAAACAAUGGCUAAAACAAAAACGAAUAUGUGAACACUGACAUAUACCAGCUUACGCUGUUGAGAUUUCUCUAAUAUGCAUUUUCAUGGUUUUCAUGUAAUUAGUCAUAAAUUUAGUGCAAGUGUCAGUGUGUGGGUGUGUCUGUGUAUCUGUGACAGGAAUCAUUCGUUUUUAACUUUGCUGUCUUUUAAAAAAAAGGUCCAUAAGAAGGUUCUGGGUUAGAAAAUUAGUCUGUGGCUAGAAAACCUACAGACAAAACAACAGUUGCUUUGUUUUCAACAUGCAACACUGUUUAAUGUGCCGUCCUUGAUCAAAUAAAUUCAACUGAAUUGUGCUGCUUUAAGGCUAAGUAAGGCUUAUUUUAAAGAAUUUGGACAUUAUUUAACUAUACUUAAACUGAACUAAUAAUUCAAGGAAAAAAUGUGGGCAUUGAUAUUUGCAGAUGUCCUUUAUUGUUUAUCUUUAAACGUUUUCUUUUCAUUUUGUGUUGGUCACUUAAAAUUCCAGUUGUAUACAUUAUAGCUUGAGAUAUAGUGAAUCACAAUUUCAAGAAUUUACACAGGGGCAUUGCUGAAACAUAAUGUAUACAACAUUACGUAGGUGUCAUUAUUCCUGCCUGCCAUACAAACUAAAGGUUCUACUAACGGUAUUUCUGAAGGCUGUAGGUAAAAACGUGACUUUGCGAACUCAGGAAGGGCCGACAGGAUUCAAAAUUUUCCUGAUCCACAAGGACCCAACAGGCCUUCAAAUAGCAGCUGCAGGGCGGACAAGGUCAGGAAAGUUAUGUAAAAUCUGUAUUUUUGGAUCAAGUCGGAUCUUGGGCUCUGUGGCAUUGCAUGGGGCCGCUCUCUAUGAUUUAUUGUUUACGCUGCAUAGAGCUCAUUUUAGGAAAAGGCAGACGUGUGCCAAUUCCUUUUGUUUACCUUGACAUCCUUUCAAACAACGCACGAGAACGGAUUUGUCUGUAUCCAUAAUAAUCUCCCGUCCGUGCACCGUGCCUUUCAUUUAGGCAUUUGUGCGAUUCAUGCAAAAACAAACCGAAAAAGGCUUUCGCCGAUAUCUAAAUUUAACUGCUGGGACAGGAAGUGAGUCUGUAUCUGUUUCCUUUUCCAGUAUUGUUGCUCCCUGGGGGGACUGGUGGUCAGGGAUUGUUUCACAUGACAAUGGUGCUGUGGUGGGUAUCCCGGGAUUAUUUUGCUUUUUGUUCCCCUGUGUUUUGCUCACCAAAUGCUGUAGUUGUAGUUGUACUACUUUCUGCUGGUUGCCCCAGAAUCUCAAUGAAAGACAUUGUUUUUGUUGCGCCUUUAGAAAAUGUGAAAAGAUGCAACAGCCAAAAGUACUUUUGCAAGGCGCUGUAGCUUGAAGUGUUAACAUCUGCAAAUAAUUACCGUUUUAAUGUUUAGGGAUAAUUUAUUGCAAAAGGGAACACUUGGGAAGUGAGGGGGGGGCAAAACCUUCGUACCUCGUUUUUAACAUUCAAAGCCGUGUUGCGCCAGUAGACUAUAAUGUGCUUGUAAUUAAGACUCGGGUGCAUCUAGGAUCCGAAUAUUCUGCUGAAGCACUUUCAGAUUAGGUAAGCAAUAAUUCAUUUGUAAUACGUUUAAGUGGAAGUGUUCCCCUACCAGCCCUUUUCCUGGUAAACACUAGUAUUUCAUCAGUGCUCUUUUUCUACCAGCCCUAAUUCACCCUUGCAUUGUGAAUUAGUUAAAAAGAAUUACACUAACAAGCAAUUUUCAGCUAGCUUUACAGUGUAAUGCUCCUUUAAGAUAUGGUUUCUUGUGUUUUGUUUACAAAGACAAGGAACAUAUGCUAUUAGACUGCUUGGAUAGUUAUUAGACAAGAUGAAAAAUGGCCAAAUCUCCUAAAGUAAAUUGUAUUUUUUGCAAAAAGUUGGCAUGCAAGAAAGAAUGUUGCUUAGCUGGAGGAGUGACUGUGUGUAUUUAAUUUUGACCUAAGUUGUCAAUGAGUGGUAUAGCUAGUUUUCUUCAUUGGUAAGAUGGUGUUGGCUUUCAUAAUUUGCAGGUAAAUAUGAACACAUUAACUGUAAUAUGGACCUAAUUAGCAAAAAAUCAAGUCAGUCAAGAAUGUUAGUCUUUGUUUCCAACAGAACAAUGGUCAAAAUAUAGAGAAAAUUCUCACAAAUCACUGAACAAACUUAAAAGAGAUAAACCAGAAAGAACAAAGCAAUUUGACUUUCAUCAAACAGAAAGCAUGAAUGAAAUAUUUCAGAUUAAAGCAUAUUCCCAGACCUACAUCCAGUUGAGAUUCUCUUCCAGAAUAAGUAUUUAAAAGUUUUUUUUUUAUUUAUUUUUUAAUCUUGAUUCUUCAUCCAAUCAGAGAUUGAUCCGAUUGGAUGAAUCAGAUCAAGCUCUGAUCUCAUUUUUUGAAUGUGGGAUCAUUCUUUUUUGAUCAAACAAAAAAGAAUGACAAAUAUUACAUCUCUGUAAUAUUUGCAGUAUAAAGCAUGUCCAAAGCUGGUAGAGACAUACGAUGUAUAAAUUUCUGUGUUCCAAUAAAAGCUUCCCAACAAAAAUACAUAAACUUAUUUGCCAAUUUUCUGACUUGACAUCGGCUGACUGGCAGUUUACUCUGUCGGCUAUACAUUGGGAAAAUAAUGCAGCAUUAUCUUUGCAAAAAAAUAAAAAAAUACUAGGAGAGCUUGAAACUGCAUUUGCUCAAACAUUUGUCUCAUAAGAACUCACUGCAUUUAUUGUCACUGGGAUGAUGUUGAAACUAUUUUUAACUUGAAUUUUAUUGCUACAUAUUAGUAUCUUUGAAGGAGACAGUUUAAAUUUAAAGCAGUGUUUCUCAAUUCCGGACCUCGUCAACCCUACCCUGCAUAUUUUAGGUGUUUCCCUUCUGCCUCACACCUGGAUUGAAUGUGUGGGUGAUUAAUAGCCUUCUGCUGUUCUUGAUGGUCAUGCAAUCAUUUGAAUCAGCUGUUCUGGAAUAAAGACACAACUAAAACAUGCAGAGCAGGGGGGCCUGAGGACUGGAAUUGAGAGGCACUGAUUUAGAGUAAGGACUUUGUUAUGAAGACAGACAUUUUUACUUGGUCCGCUCAGGUCCACAUGAAAUGGCCACAGACCUAAAGCUGUACCUGUGUGUAGCUACCGUAUCUAAUAAAAGGAUGUGGUGCCCGUCCAGGAGGCAGACGGCUCUAUUGUUCAUGCGACUCUUUGGAACACAGUCUCCUGGCUGUCCAUUCAGGAUGUUGGAUUGGACCUCCUUGAGCAAAUUGAAAUAAGAAAAGAGCAGCCAGUAUCACCAACUCCCAUUAUCCCCAUCAUCCAGCAGGAACAAUGGCUACUGCCCCCGUCCUUUCCCAGGAACCUCAGCCCUCCGUUCCCACAGUGCCGUCUCAUUCUGAGGAGCCGGAGGACCAUUGUUACGUGGGAUGACCUGUCCUCCGAUUGUUCCCAGGAGGACACACACACAGUUUUCACACAGUGCACUCGCUGUAACUCCCAGCGCCACCUCUGCAUCUUCACUUUGUGCUUUUUUUUUUUCCUGUUUUGAAUGGAAACUUCCUCCAGCCUAGGGUAAUUGCUUCUUCAAACAUGUCUCAUCCGAAGUGGAGUGGGCCAUUUCACUGAUAGCGAACACAAGAACAGAGACAAAAAAGCUGGAGAUGGCUGCAGAUAUUCACCACUGUGGUUGCCAGUGGAAGUCUGGGCUUCAUGAUCUCUACCCAUUUCGCAAGCUGGCGGGGUAAUGUAGCAGAACGUAUCCUGGCACACUAGAAAGGCUGCAGACCACUUUUAUUUUAUUACCACAGAACUAGUCUGGGACCAGCUUUUAAAACCCCAAACUGCGGGAUCAGUUCUGUUGCUUAUUUGUCUCAUUUGUCUGAUUCAGCCUGUGACUAAUUGCAGUCCGUUUUUAUUUUCAGACCCGCUUUUUGCUGUAGCGAUGACGAAAGUAAAAGCGGUCUUGACUCAAGCGUGGACGUUUACCAGCACAUUAAAUGUCACAUCUCUUGUUAACAUUUAUUCCCUCCGGAGGUUUUUGGAAGUUCGAAGCGAGAGAAAACAAAGAAAUCAGGUGAAUGGUGGAAAAAAAGAAUCAACUUGGAAGAUAAACACUUUGCCUGUUUUAUAUUUUCAAAGAUGAUGACAGUGUGUUAAAGGAUAAACUUGCAUCAUUUAAAGAUGUCUAAUAUUAAAGCUGCAGUAUGUAUCUUUUAGAAAAAUGUUUUUUCCAUAUUUAUUAAAAAUGUCACCAUGUGGAGGAAGCAUGUCGUCAGUAUGACACAGAUAAUCUGUGCAAAAAAUAAUAAUAAUCAAGCUCCUUCUCAUCCACUGAAUGCUGCUGUUAAUGAACAGAACCAAUCAGAGCCAGGAGGAGGGUCUUAGCACUGUCAAUCAUCCUCGUGUAUGCUGUUCAAUGUGCUAAAGGCGGAAAAACAGCUCAUCAGUACAGGAAAUCCAUUUAUCUGCAGUCAACAGUGGCUAUGCUAACUAACAUUAGCUUUUGUGGCAGGCUAAGUUGUGGUGAACCAGUUGUGGCUGGGGUAUUGACUGAAUACAGUCAAUACCCCUGACUGUAUUCAGGGGUAUUGAGUACAAGGGACAAAAUACAAAUGCAAGCCUCACUUUUCCGAUUACAAAAAAAUAACAACACAAAAAACAAAAAUAAAAUCCUAACAAAUAGAAUUAUGGUGGUGAAAUGUGAAAAUUCAAGAUGCAUCAAUGCUUUUUUGAUGAUGAUGAGUUGACUAAAUAUGAAUGAGUUGACUUCCCUUCAGGAAUAAGUUUAGCUUUUCAGAGCUGAAUGACAAUUUU
Gambusia affinis (western mosquitofish) is the source of this 9403-nucleotide messenger RNA. It is a transcript of the gene gja4, whose product is annotated as gap junction protein alpha 4. Gene Ontology annotation, cellular component: connexin complex. Gene Ontology annotation, biological process: cell communication. Lineage: Eukaryota; Metazoa; Chordata; Actinopteri; Cyprinodontiformes; Poeciliidae. The transcript is spliced from 2 exons. The record is from RefSeq and is a predicted model, not a curated record. The coding region runs from base 215 to 1336 and encodes 373 amino acids.